AUGGACAACCAGUUGGUAGGAACAGCAAAGAGUUUGGUUCGUACAAACAGAGGUAAAGAUAAUCGUUCAAAGCUGACUAUGUCGCAUGCAGCUGGCAGCAAGAGUUAUGCUCGUGUGGGGCAUGAACUGGCCGAGCAACAAGGACGCCCUGCGAGAAGAGAUGAAAUAUAUGUUAGAACACACACGCGUAAGAACAAAGAAGGGGAUAUUGUGCCUCUACCUGGAGCAGAAAUAUUCAUUAAUAAAUUUGAAGAAGCUGUUGCUGAGAACCCAGAACUGAAGGACAGAAGUAUUGAAGAUGGUGAUUUAUAUGCACAUGUUUUUGGAGAGAAAGAACCAAGAGGUCGUAUUCGUGGUUUAGGCUUAGGACCAACUCCACAAGAUGUAGGCACCCCUGGAACUCAAAUGAAAAUAUCAACAAAGCUUCAAAUGGCUUUGCAAGCUCGCUGUCAGUCUGAGCAAGAGGAAGAGGAGCUGGAAGCAAGGAUCAGAUUGCUUGAAGUGUGA
Messenger RNA from Zea mays, 507 nucleotides. RefSeq lists its product as uncharacterized. NCBI's taxonomy places the organism in Eukaryota, Viridiplantae, Streptophyta, Magnoliopsida, Poales, Poaceae. The transcript is spliced from 5 exons. The record is from RefSeq and is a predicted model, not a curated record. The coding region runs from base 1 to 507 and encodes 168 amino acids.